Molecule: messenger RNA, 699 nt
Organism: Prosopis cineraria
Lineage: Eukaryota; Viridiplantae; Streptophyta; Magnoliopsida; Fabales; Fabaceae
Product: G-type lectin S-receptor-like serine/threonine-protein kinase At4g27290
Exons: 3
Coding region: 1-699 (232 amino acids)
Biological process (GO): recognition of pollen
Source: RefSeq, a predicted model, not a curated record
AUGGCCAUCCUGCUUCCUUAUUUUGUGCUUCUUCUUGCCAAUCUGCUUCUGUUCUUCCUUCCAUUGGCCUCUUUUGCAACUGAUAUCAUCACACAAUCUCAGCGACUUCUUGAUGAUGAAGGAACCACCUUGGUGUCCGAAAAUGGAAAGUUUGAACUGGGAUUUUUCAGCCCAGGUAGUUCUCCACAUCGGCAAGUUGAUCGUAAACAAAGACGGAAACCUAGCACUUCUCCACAAGAACGACUCUAUUGUUUGUUGGCCAGUUCAACAAAAAAGGCAUCAAGUCCAGUUGUCCAACUUUUAGGCUUUGGAAAACUUGGAAUGAAAUUAGGAUGGGACCUAAGAACUGGUCUGAAUCGAUAUUUGACAGCAUGGAAGAAUUGGGAUGACCUUUCUCCAGGAGACUUUAGAAUUGAGCUCAUGCUUCACGGUUUACCAGAAAAGGUUUUUUGGCAAGGCACCACGGAAUAUUAUAGGAUGGGACCUUGGAAUGGUGUUUCAUUUAGUGGCUCUUCUUCAGUGAACAGCAAUAUAACAUUGGUCUCCAACAAGGAUGAGGCGUACUUAAUGUACACUCUCAACAAUGAGUCAGAGAUUUUUAUAGACACCUUAAACCAAAUGAAAUAUGCGAUGCAAAGGCUUGUAUGGGAUCAAGAUACUCAAAGGUGGAAAUCUUUUGGUGAUUUACCGAGGGAUUAA